This is a messenger RNA of Sungouiella intermedia, 1650 nucleotides long. The record is from the annotation of a GenBank genome assembly. NCBI's taxonomy places the organism in Eukaryota, Fungi, Ascomycota, Pichiomycetes, Serinales, Metschnikowiaceae.
AUGAAGCGUCAAAAGAUCGAAAAGCUUCCUAGCUUCUCCAAUCUGUUGUAUCCAUCAGAAUUGUCUUUACAAGCUGCUGCUCAGUACAAGAACGACCAAAAGAAGCCAUACAAUGUUUUGAACAAGAAGUUAGCAGAAAGUGAAACCAAACGAAACUCCAUCAAACCCAGGAAGGUAAUUGCCCACUGGUUUGUGAGAGAUUUUAGAAUUUCAGAUAACCAUGGAUUGAGCAAGGCCUACGAAAUGGCAGCGAAAAAUAAAUUGCCUUUGGUUGCAUUCUGGGUCAAGUGUCCAAAGUUGAGCGAGGCACAUGGCGACAGCGAAUUCAAAAAGUACUAUCGUUCGCUCAGUUUACAGCAAGUGCACAGCAAAUUGGCCAAAUUGAACAUUACACUCGUGACUGUGGAAGCAGACGAGAAGAAAGAUAUUGUUCCUGCUAUUCAAUCGUUCUGCACCAAGUAUGAUGUGUCUCAUUUGUUCGCAAAUCUCGAGUAUGAGGUGGAUGAAUUGCGUCUUUUCACAUCUGCUCAUGACAAUUUAUUAAAAUCCAACACGGCAUUGAUGCCAUACCAUGAUAGUUGUGUUGUCGAGCCUGGAGAGCUUAAGACAAAGUCUAAAGGCACACAAUUUGCUGUUUUCACGCCUUGGUACAAGGCUUGGGUCAAAUUUGUCAAUGACAACUACUUCUCGGAGAAAAAUUUUGUGUAUCCAGACAUCCAGAAGGUCGAGUCGACAAUUGAAGUAGACGAAACUACAGAUUUUGAUGUUGGAAAUGUCGACACUGAUCGGUUUGAGAAAUACUGGAAGUUGGUUGGAGAAGAUGGUGCUCGUGAAGCGUUGACCAACUAUAUCAAUUCAGAGCAAAUUAAGAAAUACGACGAGGAUAGAGAUUUCUUGGAUGAAGACGCUCCUUCGCAGCUCAGUAUCCAUAUCUCCUCGGGAACGUUGAGUACACGUACAAUAUUGCAAGAGCUCUUCAAUGCCAAGAUGCUCAAGUCCAAGCUGAGUAGCUACAACGGAGUUAGCGAAUGGGUACGCCAGGCUUCAUGGAGAGAUUUUUACAAGCACAUCAUGUGCAACUGGCCCUACAUUUGUAUGUAUAAGCCCUUCCAGUUGGAACUUUCCGAUUUGCAUUGGGAAUACAACAACGACCACUUCUUACUGUGGUGUGAAGGAGCCACUGGAUUUCCGGUAGUUGAUGCAUGUAUGAGAUGCUUGAACGAAACAGGGUACUUGAACAACCGUGGUAGGCUCAUCGUGGCCUGCUUUCUUGCUAAAGAUUUAUUGAUUGACUGGCGAUAUGGUGAGCAGUACUUCAUGUCCAAGUUAGUGGAUGGAGACUUGGCUUCCAAUAAUGGGGGUUGGGGCUUUGCUGCUAGCACCGGUGUAGACCCGCAGCCAUACUUCCGUAUAUUCAAUCCGUGGACUCAAUCAGAAAAGUUUGAUCCGGAAGGCAAUUUCAUCAGGAAAUGGGUACCUGAACUUGCAAAUCUCAAAGGGAAAGCCAUUCACAACCCACAUAGCUCUAACUCAGAUGUGGAAGGUUAUCCCACCCCAAUUGUUGAACACAAGGCUUGUAGAGAAAGGGCAUUGGAGAGGUACAAGGAAGCGAUGGCUAAAGGAAAGGAAGCUUUGAAAGAAGUGUCCUGA